Symsagittifera roscoffensis is the source of this 1324-nucleotide messenger RNA. RefSeq lists its product as uncharacterized. Bases 195 to 1124 code for a protein of 309 amino acids. Lineage: Eukaryota; Metazoa; Xenacoelomorpha; Acoela; Convolutidae. The transcript has 4 exons. The record is from RefSeq and is a predicted model, not a curated record.
GGAGAGCCGCCCAUAUAACGAAUAACUUAGACUCAUAGAAAAAACAUACAACAACUUACUUUCAAAUUUUUAUGCUUCGCAUCAUAGUUUUUGAUCGCUGUUUGUAUAAUAAUAUCAUCUUUAGUAACCUCUGUUUUGGAAACAAUUCUUACACAUUUUUCUAAUAUAACCAACAUAAAAAUAAACAAACAAGCAUGCUCAAACCAACGUUCCUCGCCUAUUUUGUGUUAGUUUUCCAAGUUAUGUCCCAAUUCAUAUGCAUUUACACUGCCUUUACAUCACGAUGGGUUUUGGGAGACAGCAACUGCAACAAUACCUGUGGUUUAACCCAAGCCCUCACCCGGGCUAAUUUCUCCUUCUCACCUGCAAACGUGACUAAUAUCGCCCAAAAUAAUCUCUCAAUUAUUGAGAGCGUUUUCCUGAACGAAUCGGAUUCGUACAAGAAGACUUGUGAGUUCGCGCCUGCGAUUCUUCCGACUAUUGAAAGCUUGUUUCCGCGUCAAAACACGACUCAGGACGAGACAGAAAGUACAACGGUGCAACCCGGGGAUGAAAGUACCGCAAUUCAAGAUUUUCAAAUGGUGUACCGGAUGAAAGCAUUCGUGGGGUUGUUUCGCUCUUGCGACCAGAGCUUCUAUCACAACUCCUCCUUCCCUGACAUGGUCAGGUGUAGGUGGGGGGAAUCGGGUCUCGUCACCUCACCCGUGCGAACUGACAUGGAACGAACUGAGGCCAUUCUGAUGACGGCAAUUGUGGCUUCUCUGGUGUUCGUCAUUUUAUACCUGCUGUCUGAAGUUCUGCGCGUGCUGGAGUACAACUUCCGCUUUGAGAAAUUCAUCUACGGAGCUAGUGUGUUCAUGUCUAUUGUCCAGUGGAUACUCUGUCUGCUGGCUGCACUGCUCGGAACAUCCGCCAUGGAAGACGUCAUUAAGGUCAUCGAAUUGGAGGCUGGUUCGGACGUCUGUUUCGUAGUGGAGAAGGAGUUCGCCUCGUACAUGUUGUGGGUGAUGCUGGGUUUCAACUCCAUCCCUCUCCUCAUCUCCGUUGCGCUAUUCGCCACAUUCAUCGCCAACAGAACCAUCCAGAGGAAGCACAGAACGGCACCCUCUGUCGCCACUAGAUAGAUCCAACACCCCCAACCCCCCUCCAACCCAUUGCCUAUACGCUUCUUCAAAACGAAGGCCCCUACAGAUAGAUUACCGACACUUCUACACUUCAUCAAUACGAUAUACUGCUUAUGCAACGUCAACCUCACUUAGAAAACGAAAUUUAGAAAGUUACAAAUGAUUACUAGCAGAUAAAAUUAACAUGGUUUUGAGAUUUA